Messenger RNA from Acanthocheilonema viteae, 1239 nucleotides. The record is from the annotation of a GenBank genome assembly. NCBI's taxonomy places the organism in Eukaryota, Metazoa, Nematoda, Chromadorea, Rhabditida, Onchocercidae.
AUGGAAAGUAGCGGUGAACGAUUUCAUGAAGUUAUCCCAUCCUCAUCCGAUAGUGUUCUCAAUACUCAACAAGCUUCAACCGUAUACGCCCGAGCAAAGCAUGCCUUUAAAGGACGAAACAAUGACGAGCUUUCAUUCCGAAAAGGUGAUGUUAUCGCGGUUACACAGCAAUUGGAGGGCGGUUGGUGGGAAGGAACGCUGCAUUCCUAUACUGGAUGGUUUCCAUCUAAUUACGUCACAAUAAUACCAGAAUCUGAGAGGUUUUUGCGAUCUCGAAGUAACGGACCUCCAGUAUUAAAUGGUGAUGGCACAUCAUCUGGUCCAACAAAGGAAACACCUCUCUUUUCCAGUGACACAAGUCGACAAGCUUAUCGGGAACAGGUAAUAAAAAGUUUUCUUGAAGCGGAACUAAAGUAUGUUGACAGUGUUACAAAAUUUAGCGACGAUACAUUGGCCAAAAUUAAAAAUUCGAAAAAGAUUUCUGAGAACGAUUUUCAAGUUCUUGCUGGAAAUCUGCAACUUCUCAUUACUCACCAGCGCGAACUACUAAGUGAUAUUAAAGAAGCUGUUGACAAAGAUGCAACAAAUGCUCGAAUUGGUGGUUUGCUAUUAAGAGCAGCACCAAAUUUGCGACAUCUUCUUAGGCUCUAUUGCCAAAAUCAUCCAAAGGCAGUAGAUCUGAUUCUUAGAAAUAAGAAUCUUUAUGAGGAGGUACUAAAAGAAAUAGAUUAUCCUUUGAAAGAUUUAAUAUCCGGAUUGAGCCAUCCAUUCCGACAUUUGGAAACAUAUCCGAGUAUGUUAAAUGAAUUGGAGCGUGGUAUGCACGAAGCGCAUCCCGAUCGAGGUGAUACGCAACGAGCUGCUGCUGUCUUUCGUGAUAUUACCAAUUACUGCGGAACUUUACGAAAACAAAAGGAGAUGCAGUUAGAAUUACUUGCUUCUGGUACCAUUGAUGGUUUGCCCUCCGAAGAGCUGAAAAAGCUUGGAGAAAUUUUGUACAUGAGUAUUGUUUCUGUGGAUGAUGUAAAGGCUUCUGUUGAGGAAGAACUGUCUUGUGAUAGAUGUGUGAUAUUAUUUCCAACGACAAUACUUAUUCUCGAGAUCACCUCAAAUGUAAAUUCAUAUAUAAUGAAGAAAAGAAUUUCUCUUGACAAACUGACUUUGAAGAAGGCGGAAAACAAAACAACGUUAAUUCUUUGCAAUGGUAUUUCUUCAAGCUUAACUUUAGCAGUAGAUUAA